CACCUCCGAAGGUUGUUUGCGAUCAUGCAAGCCGGCGCGCGGCGUUUCGCGGAUCCGUCCGCCUUCGCGUCGUCGCUCGCGCUCGAGACGGGGACGCAGCAAGACGGCCAGGAGUUCCUGAAGCUCCUCCUCGCCGGCGGCGAGGACGCGGCGGGGUCCCACCCCAGUGGUAACGGCGACCCGUCGACCGUUACGACGUUCGUGCAGGAGCACUACCGCGGGCUGAGCACGUACGCGACGAUCUGCGGUCGGUGCGGGCGGGCGUCGGAGGCGUCGUCCAAGCCGGUGGACUUCUACGAGAUCGAGCUGAACGUCGGCGCGGUCGUCGGCGGCGUGUACGUCGGGCAGGGCGGCGCCGACGCGUCUCGCGCGACGACGUUAUCGGACGGCCUGAGAGCGUAUUUGGAGGAGGAGAAACUCGAGGGCGAGAAUCAGGCGCGUUCUAUACACUGGUCCCCAUACGACCGCUUUUCGUGCGAGCGGUGCGAACGGAAGUGCGACGCGACGCGCGCGGCGCGGCUGCACGCGCUCCCGCCGUACCUGAACGUCUCCCUGAAGCGGUUCGUGUUCGACUUCGACACGAUGACGCGGAAGAAAGUCACGGACGCGUUCGAGUUCCCCUCGAGCGUGGACCUGAGCGAGUUCGUGUCGCCGCUCGAGGGCGACCGAGGCGGCGGGCGCGCGGACGACGACGCGCGCGCCACGUACGAGUACGAUCUCGCGUUCAUUCUCGUGCACCGCGGGCAAAACGCGACGAGCGGGCACUACGUCGCGCUCGUGAAGGACACCAACGACGCGUCUCGGGACGCAACCUGGUGGAGGUUCGACGACGACGAGGUGGACGAGCUCCGC
This is a messenger RNA of Micromonas pusilla CCMP1545, 852 nucleotides long. RefSeq lists its product as uncharacterized. The annotation marks the transcript as partial. The transcript has 3 exons. NCBI's taxonomy places the organism in Eukaryota, Viridiplantae, Chlorophyta, Mamiellophyceae, Mamiellales, Mamiellaceae. Gene Ontology annotation, cellular component: cytosol; nucleus. The record is from RefSeq and is a predicted model, not a curated record. Gene Ontology annotation, molecular function: cysteine-type deubiquitinase activity. Gene Ontology annotation, biological process: protein deubiquitination.